CCCCUUACCCAUAGUCUCUUUAAUUCAUCCUUAUUCAUCAUCUACAAUCUCUCUCUUCUUUUCUCUCUCUAUUAGAAGACUGAAAGAUGGUCAAGGGAAGCGGCAGUGCAUCAUGGUCGACUCGAACCAUAGUGGCUUUGAUGGUGGUCUCAGUGUUGGUGCUUCAAGCUGCCUACGUUCAUGCUGCGACUUACACAGUAGGUGAAUCAAACGGCUGGACAUUUAACGCUGUGGGUUGGCCCAAAGGCAAACAAUUUAAAGCCAAUGACGUUUUAGUUUUUAACUAUGAUCCGAGGAGGCACAACGUGGUCGUGGUAAACAGUGGAGGGUACAACAAUUGCAAAACGCCUGCAGGUGCAAAAACAUACACUUCAGGCCAUGAUCAUGUUAUUUUGUCUAAAGGGCAAAACUUCUUCAUCUGCAACUUUCCAGGCCAUUGCGAAGCCGCUAUGAAAAUCUCAGUCACUGCUGUUUGAUAUUGAUCGAUCAUGCAACUGAGAUAGUACUGUGAUCUCUACUUUGUUACGUGCUUAAGAAAAUUUAUAAAGUAUCCAGUAAAAUUUGCAUCUUAGUUGUUGUUGUGAGUUGUUGUAUUUCCAUUUGUUUUCAGUGUUGUUUAGUUGUUAUUUUUGUUUUCUCUAUGUGUUUUUAAAAAUUGUGUCAAAGCCAAAGAGCGAUGAUAAAUCUUAAUAUGUUUAGCAAAAGAACGUCUGCGCC
Molecule: messenger RNA, 717 nt
Organism: Eruca vesicaria subsp. sativa (arugula)
Lineage: Eukaryota; Viridiplantae; Streptophyta; Magnoliopsida; Brassicales; Brassicaceae
Source: the annotation of a GenBank genome assembly